ACUACAAGUCCCGUCGUGCCCCGCGCUCACGCGCACUACGCGAGAGCAAGAUGGCCGACACGGCGGCCGGGCCUGGUGGCUCUGGAACGAGAUCAGGAAGUAAACAGUCCACUAAUCCUGCUGAUAACUACCAUCUGGCCCGGAGGAGGACUCUGCAAGUGGUUGUGAGUUCCUUGCUGACAGAGGCAGGAUUUGAGAGUGCUGAGAAAGCAUCUGUGGAAACAUUGACAGAGAUGCUGCAGAGCUACAUCUCGGAAAUCGGGAGAAGUGCCAAGUCUUACUGCGAGCACACAGCCAGGACCCAGCCCACAUUGUCGGAUAUCGUGGUCACGCUGGUUGAAAUGGGGUUCAAUGUGGACACUCUUCCUGCAUAUGCUAAACGGUCUCAGAGAAUGGUCAUCACUGCACCUCCAGUGACUAAUCAGCCAGUGACACCCAAGGCCCUCACUGCGGGGCAGAACCGGCCCCACCCACCACACAUCCCCAGCCAUUUUCCUGAGUUUCCGGAUCCCCACACCUACAUCAAAACUCCAACAUACCGUGAACCAGUGUCUGACUACCAGGUCCUGCGAGAGAAGGCUGCAUCUCAGAGGCGAGAUGUGGAGCGAGCCCUCACCCGUUUCAUGGCCAAGACAGGCGAGACCCAGAGUCUUUUCAAGGAUGAUGUCAGCACUUUCCCCUUGAUUGCUGCCAGACCUUUCACCAUCCCCUACCUCACAGCCUUGCUUCCCUCUGAGCUGGAGAUCCAGCAGAUGGAAGAGACAGACUCCUCAGAACAGGAUGAGCAGACAGACACAGAGAACAUCGCUCUUCAUAUCAGCACGGGUGACUCUGGAGCUGAGAAGGAGAACGCUUCUGUACUGCAGCAGAACUCCUCCUUGUCUGGGAGCCGGAACGGGGAGGAGAAUGUCAUUGAUAACCCCUACCUGCGCCCUGUGAAGAAGCCCAAGAUCCGCAGGAAGAAGUCCCUCUCUUGAGCUGAGAUGGAAACUGCCCUGUAAGGGAGAGGACGCCGCUUUCCUGGGGGCGUGAAAUCAGAGGGAAGAAGAAGGUGACAUCCUUUUGCCCUUGCCCAGGCCAUAUCAUUUUAGUAGCAGCCUUCUCUGAAGACAUCCUGUUUUGCAAACAGGCCAGGGGCUGCUGACAACUUCAUUGAUUAAUCACAGGACUUGAUUCCUUUGAAACCUGGAGGGCCAGGGAAAGUGGCAGGAAAAAAAGGGUCCACUGCUUUGAGCCCUGCCAGGAAGACUGCCAAGUAUAUCUUCCAGGCCACCUGGAUCCCCUGCAUUGACUCACAAGAAUCAUGGCAUUGAUUUACCAGCCCAGAGCCUCAUCUCACUUCUCUCUGCACCUGGGCUCCAAGAUCCCUGCGGAGCUGUUGGAAAGUGACUGUGUAACCCUCAUUGUGCUAGAAACAGGCCCACACUGCAGCUUUGAUCUGGUGCUGGCAGCAGCUAGAAGUGCAUGUCUUAAUGAAGAUGACAGUGGCCAUCAGAGUAGCCUUGAAUCUCUGACCAGCAUUUCAUUAAAGCUGGCCACAGUGGGGGUCAUCCCCUUUGGAACAUGUGUCUUCUGGGAAUGAUGGUCUGACCAGAGCCUGGGGUGUGGUUAGUUCUCCUGGGACUGAUAGAGGAGCCAUGGACUUUAAGCACCAGGAAGAGGACUUAGCAGGUGGGGGUGGGCUUGUUUUGAGGGCUAGGCUUAGCUGAGAAAUACAGCUGAUGGUGGAAUGCCACAGUCUACACCAGAGGAAGUGGGCUGAGAGGGUCCUGCUGAGACCAGACAUGUCAAGAAGCGAGUCUGCCCCGUCCACCUGCACCUCCCGGGAAGAAGACGCCAUCCUUCACUUUCCCCACUAAUCAUGUAACAUGCCUCAAGGAACACACUGUGCAAGUUGCUGUCCUUGCCUGGUUUUGGAAAGUGGUGUUGGAAAACCAAAUCCCAGGAAGAAUGGAUGGACAUGUGGAAAUUGACAUGAAGUGGCUAAGUCCUUCCUUGGAUUGGAACUCUGAGCCUGUGUUUAAUAUUUCUCUCCAUACUCCACCUUGGUGGCUGCUGCUUUUUCACUCUGUCACCCGACACCAUGUGUGUUUUUGAGAAAGGAUCUUGGUCUAUAGCCCAGGCUAUCCCAGAGCUCACUGUGUAUCCCAGGCUCAGUGGUCUUCCUGCCGCAUGCUGCGAUUAAGGUGUGAGACCUGGCUCCCAGCACCUUCCUCGCUCUACUCUGGAGUCUUUGGUCCUUUUGCCUGGAGGAAAAAAAGCUCAGUCUGGAAUUGAUGAAAGGACACGAAGUGGUGAGAAAGUGAGAUUUCUGGGCCCUGAACCAAACAGGAGUAUUUUCAUAGUGACUCAGAACUUCCAGGUCAGAACAAGACCGACACGACUGGAUUGUGAGACUUUGUGAUAUACUUCGCAGCUCAUGGCCCAUCAUCUGAAACCCAGUCCCAAGGUCAGAUAGGAGCUGCCACACCUUGCUCUUCCUGCUCCUUCUAGUUCCCACACUUCUGUACCAUUGUCACUGUCUGAAGCCAACGCCUGUUGGACAUGUAGUGGGAGGUGGGGGUAGGAGGGGCUCCUGCUGCCCUGACCUCAACCGCAACACUGUGAUUUGACCUGACUGAUGUUGUGUUGAGGCAUAGAAUUCUCAAUGUGUAUCUAUAUAUUUCUAUUUUUUAUAAGUUGGGAGAGGCUUCUUAGAGGAAAAAUAAAGUGUCAUUUAUGAAAGCCUGUAAUAAAAUUCAUAAUAAAUCUUA
This is a messenger RNA of Cricetulus griseus (Chinese hamster), 2753 nucleotides long. Lineage: Eukaryota; Metazoa; Chordata; Mammalia; Rodentia; Cricetidae. The record is from RefSeq and is a predicted model, not a curated record.